Messenger RNA from Hirsutella rhossiliensis, 720 nucleotides. RefSeq names its product acetyltransferase (GNAT) family domain-containing protein. The transcript has 3 exons. The record is from RefSeq and is a predicted model, not a curated record. Gene Ontology annotation, biological process: N-terminal peptidyl-glutamic acid acetylation. NCBI's taxonomy places the organism in Eukaryota, Fungi, Ascomycota, Sordariomycetes, Hypocreales, Ophiocordycipitaceae. Gene Ontology annotation, molecular function: protein-N-terminal-glutamate acetyltransferase activity; protein N-terminal-serine acetyltransferase activity. Gene Ontology annotation, cellular component: NatA complex. Bases 1 to 720 code for a protein of 239 amino acids.
AUGGACGUACGGCUGCUGACGUGCGCGGACCUACCGCUGAUCCAGCACGCCAACCUGGAGAACCUGCCGGAGAACUACUUCCUCAAGUACUACCUGUACCACGCGCUGUCGUGGCCGCAGCUCAGCUUCGUCGCCGUCGACGCCUCGCGCCCGCGCCGCUCGCCCUACGACUACCCCAAGAUUGUCGGCUAUGUCCUGGCCAAGAUGGAGGAGGAGCCGGCCGACGGGGUGCCGCACGGCCACAUCACCAGCCUCAGCGUCAUGCGCACGCACCGCCGCCUGGGAAUCGCGGAGAAGCUGAUGCGCCAGAGCCAACUCGCCAUGGUCGAAACCUUUCAGGCCAAGUACGUCUCGCUACACGUCCGCGUCUCCAACAUCGCCGCGCGGCACCUGUACGAAGACACGCUGGGCUUCAACAACGAAAAGACGGAGCCCAAGUACUACGCCGACGGCGAGGACGCCUUCUGCAUGCGCCUCGACCUCGACAAGCUGCGCAGCCAGGCCAACGAGGCGGCGGCCGCUGCCUUUGCCGACGACGACGACGCAAACGCCAACGCCGAAGACCACGAGGCCGACGGCGGCGGCGGCGCCGCCACCGAGGGCUUGGAUGAGGGCGACGCCGUCGGCGACGUCGGGGAUGAGCCGCGCAAGAUCAAGGUCGCCGUCGGUCGGGGCCUCGGGGUUGGCGACUUGGUGGAGAAGGAUGAGAGGAAGCACUGA